ACGAGACAGGACGUGGUUUACCUGUGAGACUGAGACCGGGGCAGAAAGUCAGAGGAGGAACCUGGAGAAAAUCCGUGGAAAAGCUGCACUUAUGAUUUUCUCUCUGUUUGGAUUUUCGAUUUAUCUGCAUGUCUGUACAGCUACAAACACAGGGACCCUGAACGCACCACCGCGAACAAACAAACACGAUUUUUUAUUUUUUUUUUUUUUCACAUUUUAUCAUCGUUUGUAGUUUUAGCUCAACUUUCUAACCCUCUACAUGGAGUCUGCAGGUAAGUUGAAUCCUGCUGCUACUAAAGGCAGAAAAAUGAAAGUUUGGUGCAGAGAUUUGUCUGCGAGGCUGCAGAAAAACAUUGAUUUAACCCUGAAAAGUGCAGACUUUUACCCUUUGUAGGAACUAAAUUCAGGUGCAGUAUGCAGCGAACACUGUUUUCCAAAGUCGUGCAGUCAUUUUAGUUACUUAAACUUUAGUUAGGUUGUUUUUUUUUUUCUUCUCUGUUUCAACUCAACCUCAUCUAAGUGUCAAUUGCUACACUUAAACAUCACUGCAGUUUUGGUUAUUUGACAAGUUAAGACACACACCACCUUUACAGAGCUCAAAUAUAUGAGGCUAGUAACAGUAAGUACACUCUCAAAGAUCUUUAAUGACUGAUUAUUUACAUUUUAAAGUUUAAGCAUCUUAAAAAACGGGAAAAGUUGAAGUUUUCAGCUUUUUCUCAACUAUUCAAACCAUUUUCACUCAAAUAUACAAGUUAAAAAUAAUUAUAAUAAUAACUUUUAUUUAUAACGCGCUUUUACAGGUGCUCAAAGAUGCUUUACAAAAAGAAACACAAUUUAAAAUACAGAAAAUUUUGAGUGAUAAGACCAACAGUGUAGAAGGUUAAAAAGACAAAAUUAAAAGACAAUAAAAGAACCGGUCAAAGGUUAAAAGCUCAUUUAAAAAGGUUUGUUUUUAGGAGUGAUUUGAAAGUGUGGGGGUCUGUACAGUCUCAGAUGGGUUUGAGCUGGGGAGUGAUUUCCAGAGGGUGGGGGCGGCAGCAGAGAAGACUCUGUCCCCCCCAAGUUCAAAAAAGGUUUUGUAAGGAUCUGAUUUCUUACGAUCUGUCACCGUGUUUAUCAGGAGUUAUUCUUUGCAAAACCAGCUAAUGUAGAUAAAGUAAAUAAUUAAUGAUGAGUAUCCAUUCCAAACAAACAUAAAGUGAUAUAAUGGAUAAUUCUUCAAAUUUAGUGGAGAAAUACAUUAAAACAGUCAAAUGAUGACUAUUAUAAAGUCAUUACAGCACAGUAACAAAGAUUUGAAGUAUACUUAUGCUCGUUUCUGCGCCUGUAAUGAGUUGAUCUUAAUUAAAGGAGAUGUAGAGAGUAUUUAGGAUGCUGUGGUUUAUCUGUCUCACUAUCAUUGGUCAGAUGGUCACAAAGGGCGGGAGGGCGGCAGCCUGAGGCGCUCCCCCCUCGACGUGCUCAUGAAUCAGAUCCGCAGGAAACGCUCGGCCGCAGACAGGAAGCCUCUGGGACGCUUCCUGUCCUGGUCGUCGGACCGGACCGGGAUCUCAGAGGACACAGAGACGGAGAGCCGUGAGGAGAAAGGACAGAGCUCAGGUCAGGGGGAGAGGAAUCUGUCCUUUUGUACGGUGGCCCUGAAGGUCAAUGGAAAAAAUAUUUCAUAAAAAUAAAACCUGAAAAAAAAAAAUUCAGUAUGAUGUUAAGUUUCAUCAGAUUGUCAAUAUGUUUCCACUAUUUUAAUUAAAGCAAUAAAUGACUGUAAGAGAUGUUUGAAGGAUGACUCUAAACUGUAAUGAUCUGUGUCUCAGGUGUCUCAGGUGUCUCAGGUGUGUCAGAGGGGACAGAGAGUGGGAGGGACGUCGGCUGGGGUCGAGUGUGUGUUUUCCUGCAGAGGUUGGGGAAGAAGGCGGACAGCCGGAGCCUCAGCCUGGCUCACUGUGACCUCACUGCCACAGACCUGCUGGAGCUAGGUGACUACGCUAACUCCGGGUCGCUGAUAUAACUCCGAUCAUUUUAGUUUAGUACAGGUUCUUAAAAACUUCUAUGAAUUCAUCAUUCAAAGCAUCUACAAUCUGAUGCAUUUUCCUCCAAAACUUUCAAUCUGCUUUAAAAACGUUGAAAAAGACUCAGCUCAGACCCAAAUCCUUCUGCAGCGAUGAGUUUUUCUUUGCAGCAAAAUAGAGAAUAGAAAGAAAUCCAUUUCUCUAAAAGCAGAAGCAGGCUGUUCAUCAUCUCCUUCCUCCUCUUCCUCUCUGCAGCCACCUUGCUGCAGUUCCUCCCUCGGCUGGAGGAGUUGGACGUCUCCUGGAACGAGCUGCUCGGUGGAUGUCUGAGAGCGUGGACCUCUCACCUGCAGAACGUGGGCGGGGUCCGAAAGCUGCGGCUCUGCAGCUGCAGGCUGAACGACGAGGAUGUCACUGCUCUGGGUGAGAAAAUAAAUUAACAUAUUCGUAAAGAUGAAUUAAGAAAUCCAUCCAUGGUUGAGUAAACUUUGAAUGUUUUAAAGUCCGCUUGUUUCUGUGUUGGUGUAGGUGAAGUCCUCAGCGGUUUGCCCCUCUUGGAGAUCCUGGAUUUGUCCUGGAAUAGCGGUGUUGGAGGUGCUUUGCAAAACCUGCAGGGAAAUCUUCAACCUUCUCUGAGGGAGCUUCACCUGGUUGCCUGCCAGCUCACUGCAGCAGAUGCCGCCGCCCUGGGUACCAGUUUAACUCAAACAUAGUUAUAAGGAAGAUUAAAAACAGAAAAUGAAUAAACGGCGUCCACAUGUUUGACAUCAGUGUCCUGUUUGUGUCCGUCUCAGGAGGUCUGGUGUCUUCUCUCCCCUCACUCUGUGUGUUGGACGUCUCCUGUAACCCUCAGCUCGCACAGGGCGGUGACGGCGGCGGAGGCUUCAUGGAGUUAGCCUCUUCGUUGUCUCGUGCCACUUCCCUCACAACGCUCCGACUGCAGGCCUGCGGUCUGACGGAGGACGGCUUGGACGCUCUCAGUAGGAGUCCAGAGUUUUGUUGCUCUGAUCUGGUUGAAAUAAAAAAUACAUGAUGAGGAACAGAUUUCGGUUUGUGACCUCCUUCUUUCUCUCCUCCUCUGUCCUGCAGGUGGUUCGCUCCACUGCCUCCCCUCAGUGCGAGAGUUGGACCUAUCCUGUAACAAAAGUAUUUCUGGAGGACUGAACCGCCUCACACCUUACCUGGCUCACCUCACACACCUGGAGAACCUGGACUUCCACAGCUGCAGUCUUACACAGGCCGACCUGGAGGCCCUGAGUGAGUCUGCGUGACUCCGGAUUAUGAAAAACUCUGAACUGUAGAGAAGUUUUUAACAGUCAUGUGACUUCUCUUUCUCCAGUCCAGGUGCUUCCCUCUCUGAUCGCUCUGACUGAACUUGAUAUCUCGUCCAAUAAGGAAGCAGGGGGCGUGGUCCACUCAUUAGUCUCCGCCCUCCCUCUGAUGAAGAUGAGGCGUUUGCCGCUCAACAGCUGCAGCCUGAAUCAGGAGUCCUUCACUGCCUUUGGUACGACACUACAAAAACACCAAUACUGAGACUUUUGAGGCCAGUAUUAUGACUAUUUCAAGUGCUGCAGGGAUUAAAAAACUUUGAUUAUUUACAUUAGAAAAAGUUUUUAAAAAAUAGUCCAUCAAUAGAAAAAAUCCUGCAGUCAUAAUUUGAUAAAUGCUGCUGUAAACUUCUCAUAGGCAGCAGCUCAAACUCACAGAUACUUCUAUUAUUCUGUCUAUUAGAAGGUGCAGAUUAUUUCUGACUUGUCUGCUGAGCUGUGUUGAGUGACAGUACCGUUCAAAAACAGAGUGGUGUUUCUGUUUUCCACCACAGCAGCAGAAGGAAACAGGAAUUCUCUGCUGCAGUUUAACUACGGUGUCCUGAAAGGGACAUAAAAGCCUGUAAUAAAGGAGAAACUGAGCUUUAACUUUGGACUUUAACUGAACUUACCGCUGACAGCCCGAUUGUUAAUGUACUGAAUAGUAUUUGCAUUUAACUGCAGAGGAAACAACCCAGGCCUGUAGCUAUGCACGCCCAAAUCCUGCCUCUGAAAAGAGAAACAGCCAAUCACAGUUUGGAUUUAAUGUCCUACCUGAGGACCUGAAGAUUUAUCUCAUAUUUGCAUUUGUGGGCAGCAGUAGCUCAGGAGGUAGAGGGAUUGUCCGAUAACUGGAAGGUUGGUGGUUCUAUUCCCUCCUAUCCUUAGUCUGUCUGUUGUGUCCUUGAACAAGACACUUAACCCACCUCCCUCCCAGUGUGUGUCCUCCGCUGGUGUGUGAUUGUGAGUGUUGUGUGGUGGUGGUCGGAGAGGCCGUAGGCGCAAACUUGCAGCCACGUUUUCAUCAGUCUGCCCCAGGACAGCUGUGACUACUGAGGUAGUUUACCACCACCAAGGUGUGACUGUGUGAGUGAAUGAAUGAUGGAUCCGAUGUUUAGCGCUUUGAGGGUCUCUGAUAAAGCGCUAUAUGAAAUCUGAUGCAUUAUUUAUAAUAAUUAUUAUUUAUUGAAUGUAAUAUCAUUAAGAUGAAAUAACUUUAGUGAGACACAAAGCUCUGCUGCACUGAGGACCUCACUGGAUGCAUCUGUCUGCAUAAUUGUCUUAUUUUAUCUUCUGUUGCGGGAACUUUAGGGAUGACUGUGUAGACAUAAAAUGCUAGCCUACACUGUGCAGUGACAAAACAAGUGUUUUAUUUGUGCCUGUCUGACUUGUAUGUCAGCCCUGGCUGUGCCGUACCUGCACAGUGUGGAUGUUUCCUGGAGUAAGGUUGUUGGUGGACAUUUGGCGCUCCUCCUGGAUGCUCUGCAGCCGUCGGUCGUCCUGGAGCUUCGCCUCAGCAGCUGUGAGCUCUCCACAGAGGACCUCGCUCACCUCGGUAAAGUCCUUAUUUCUCUCUCCAGUUUCACAGAUAUUCUGCUGCAGAUUCAGUCACACCGCUCUGUCUUUGUCUUCUUGUCCAGCUGCCGUGUGCAGACGUGGCUGCCUGUCCUCCCUGCGGGUGUUGGAUCUGUCCUAUAACGGCUCGGCAGGUGAUGAAGGCUGGUCCGCUUUGUUUGCAGCAGGAGGCCUGGGCUCGCUAGAAGAAGUGGACCUCAGCCUGCGACCUUCGACCUCUGCCUCAUGCUCGGCCUGGCUCCCGGCGCUGCUCUGCGCUCUUCCUCGUCUUCCUGCGCUGACUCGCCUGGCGCUGCAGCGUUGGUCCAUGAGCUCUCAGGAGAGGCAACAGCUGAACCACAGUCUGAGGAAGAGGAGCGUCCUGCUGGAGUGGGACCCACCAAGUACUGAUGUGAUGUCAUCGUUCAAAGGGACCAAUCAGGAGGGUCUAGAGGAGAGUCAGUCUGAGGAGUAGGAGAUCUGACCUGGGAUGAUAUUAUUUUCUUAUAUGAUUACCUCAGCACUUUUUUUGACUCCUCAUGGUGGAGCUGACGACAUGAAUCCUGCACUUUUAUCAAUGAGAGACUUUUGUAUCUUCAGUAUCUUAGAAAUCAUGAGUCGUGUUUAAUAAUCCUGCAACUUAUAGGUUGUUGCAGAAUCAAUGUGUUGUGAAAAUAUUUUCACUGUUAUUGCACAGUGUACAGAAGUUUAAUGACUCAGAAUUUUGACAUUAUUCUGAUACACACAGGGAUUUAUUGUGCAUGCAAACAAAGUCAUUUUGAAUUUGAUGAACAAAUUUGUAGAUUUUAAAAAGGUUUUAUGUUGGAAACUUGAAGAGAAAACAUGAAAAAAAUGAUAUUUUGUAAAUUUUGAAAACUGAUCAAAUUCGAGGAACAAAUCUGUUAUAAUUUUCUUUUUGUUUUUUCAGAUUUAACCUUUCUAUAAAACAUGAAAAUGUUGAGAUCAGAGCACAAACCGUUACUGCAGAGGGAGAAUUUCUUGUUUAGUUUGAAUGAGACGUGUUAACAGUUUGCACCUUGAUUUAAAAUCUGUCGCUGAAGACAGUUUUGUUCUUUUCUAA
Molecule: messenger RNA, 5948 nt
Organism: Xyrichtys novacula (pearly razorfish)
Lineage: Eukaryota; Metazoa; Chordata; Actinopteri; Labriformes; Labridae
Source: the annotation of a GenBank genome assembly